UUUACCACGAAGAAGAAAAAAACGCUGCUGCUUUUUUUUGGCCGCGUUGAGCUUCCGUAGUACAAGAAAGUGUUUCCAUAGCGACCAUCUACGGAGAAGACGAAGCUAGCUCACGAGCAGCUGCGACAGGACUUUUCGCUUCAGCUGAACCUUCGAAGCAGUCAGGCCUCAUGUUUGUGGGCUGCAUUGGUCAGUAGCUUCCUCUGUGUUGUCAUCUCUCAUCCUCACUUCACUUGUGUCCAGUGGAGGAACCACCACAGCUUCUGUUGCUGCAACAUCACCAGGAUGUCCUUCAGAGAAUUGAGAAAUUUCACUGAGAUGAUGAGGGCCUUGGGAUAUCCCAGGUUGAUAUCCGUGCAGAACUUUAGAACGCCAAACUUCACCUUGGUGGCAGAGAUAUUGAUAUGGCUCAUAAAAAGAUAUGAGCCCCACAUGGAUAUUCCCACUGAUGUGGAUACAGAGUCAGACAGGGUGUUCUUCAUUAAGGCUGUGGCCCAGUUUAUGGCAACGAAGGCUCAUAUAAAACUCAACAUGAAGCACCUCUACCAGGCUGAUGGCUACGCGGUGAAAGAGCUGCUGAAGAUCACCUCGGUGCUGUACAACGCUAUGAAGACUAAGCAGAUGGCCUUUGGAGAAAUAGUUGAGGAGGAUAACAACAAGUUCAAGUUUGACCUCGGAUCACGGAUUUCUGAUCUUAAAGCAGCUCGACAGUUGGCAUCCGAGGUCACUUCUAAAGGAGCAUCUCUGUAUGAUUUACUGGGAAAAGAGGUAGAACUGAGGGAAAUGAGAACUGCGGCCAUUGCCAGACCUCUGGAGGUCAAUGAGACAGAGAAGGCCCUGAGAGCUGCCAUCAAGGAGGUUUUGGAAAGUGUAGAGAAGACCAAAGAGAUGCUGAGAAAUGUCGGAUCGGAUGUGACCACUCUGGACGCCAAAAUAGAGAAGAAGAAGCAGGAACUGGAGAGGAAUCGAAAGAGACUCCAGACGCUUCAGAGUGUCAGGCCAGCAUUCAUGGAUGAAUAUGAGAAGAUAGAGGAGGAGCUGCAAAAGACGUACGUCAUCUAUGUGGAGAAGUUCAGGAACCUCAGCUUUCUGGAGGCUCAGCUGGAUGAGUACCACAGACUGGAGCAGGAGAGGUUUGAGGAGGCUGAAAACAACAUGAGGAUUAUGCAGCACAAACUGAGGGAGGAGGAGAGAGAUUUGAUGAGGAGCUCCCUGAAAGAUGAGGAUUCUGACAUGGACGUCCCAGAAGAUGACGGCUCAGACAGUGACAUAGAAGAGAGUCGACCCUCAAAGCCCCGGCCCACACGUAACGGCAUCAUGGCAGGAUCAGGAGCUCGUUUCAUCGGGACCAUGCAGGGGGACAGCGACGAGACCGAGGACAGCGAGAUCGACGUGGACGAGGAUGAUGAAGAAGACGAGGAGGGCGAAGGGGAAGAGGAAAGCAAGGAUUUGGAGGAUGACAGUUUGGAGGAUCCAGUGUCCAAGGGUUCUCACACCUCCAGGGGGGCUGUGAGACCCCCUCUGUUGGAGGAGAGUGACAAUGACUUCUGAAUUAUGAACACACUAAUGUUCUAGCUGUUUCUACAUUCCAGCUGAAAUUACAAUAUCUCAUUUCUUCUCAGGAUUAUACAUUAUUAUUGCAACAUAAACUUCAUAUUUUUUCAUAUUUAUGAAAACUGGUUUGCCUAAUAAAAUAUCAACAAUUUCA
This is a messenger RNA of Paralichthys olivaceus (Japanese flounder), 1708 nucleotides long. It is a transcript of the gene ift38, whose product is annotated as clusterin associated protein 1. Gene Ontology annotation, cellular component: centrosome; intraciliary transport particle B; cilium. NCBI's taxonomy places the organism in Eukaryota, Metazoa, Chordata, Actinopteri, Pleuronectiformes, Paralichthyidae. Gene Ontology annotation, biological process: cilium assembly. The record is from RefSeq and is a predicted model, not a curated record.